GAAGAACGCGUCGCCACGGAAACGGAUGUGUCGUAAAGUGAGGACGCAAAAGUUUGAACCAACUUGAGCGGUGAAAUCUAUGCUGAUGUCACAAUGAAUACACACGAAGACUCAGCGGAAAGGCUCGACACAGAGUUUGACCACAUUCUGCUGGACAUGAAGCCCUACGUCCUGAAACACCCCAACAGAACAGAACGCCAGCGUUGUGCAGUAUGGAUCAAGAAGCUGUGCGACCCAGCAUCAUGUGGUUCAGGUCUGACGAGUCUGAGAAACCGCAACCUGUAUGCUCGUCUGCUUCUUCAUAUGCUCAAAAGAGGGCUUUUGGAGGGUCCAUUCACGAGCAAGCCUGGACCUGGAACCCUCAAGACUCUCCCUGCCUACAUGUCCAUCUACUUCGGAGAACCACUGGCUGGUCAGUCUGUGGGGACGAACAGCAGAGAACUUCCUGACUGGGUGACAGGAGAACUGGGUGCCUCAGCAGACAAUAGUUUGGUUAUGGAUCUACUUAAGGACAAAUACAGCUCUACACCUGUUAAAACUCAUCACAGGAGAAGGCUUUAUGAAGAGAUGAACCUUUCUCGGCCCAUGUCCCCCAAUCCACUCUUAGGGGGACCCAGACAGGAUACCAGAAUGAUGGAUGAGGCUCUAAAGGCAGACGAGUCUCCUGAAGACAGUGACCUGGAGGCUCAUCUCAACAGUUGGAACACGGGGACUGACGUGCAGAUCAAAGUGCUGGAGGCUAAGCACCAGGAGGAGAAGCUGAAGCUGCAGCAGAGACACGACGCAGACAUCGAGAAGAUUCUGGACCGCAAACACGCUGAGAUUGAAGAGAUGAAGAGUCUGUACCAGGCUAAACAGAAAGAGUCACAGGAGCUGAUCCGAAAGCUGGAGAAAAAAGUUCAAAGUGUGCUGCGCGAAUCCCAGGUCAUCUGCCAGAGCAAAGAUAAGCAGAUAGAGGAGCUGAAGAAGAUGUCGGAUCAGAGCUCAGACUCUUUAAGAAAUGAGUGGGAGAAGAAGCUGCAUGCUGCUGUGUCAGAGGUGGAACAGGAGAAGUUUCUCCUACAGAAGAAACACACACAAAGUAUUCAGGAGCUGCUUGAUGACACCAAUGCCAGACUUGCUAAGAUGGAGAAAGAGUACAAUACUCGGUCCCAAACCACCGAACAAAAGGUUUUUGAGCUGGAGCUACGAGUAAAGCAACAGUCGGUGGAGGUGGAGAAAUGCAACACUCUGCGCCAGAAAGUUGCAAAAGAGAAAGCCCAGUUGGAGAUCCAUGUGGCAUCUCUCAGCACUGAGCUUCAGGAAGCUAACAGAAGGAUUAUGGCGCUUCAGAAGGAGAAGGAGCAGCAGAGUGAGCAGCACGAUGAGUUCAUUCUAAAGCUUGAAGCCAAGCACGAGACUGAUAUAAGCCACUUGCAUCAGGAGCAUGAUCUGUCUGCUGCGAAGUCUGCUGAGGUGAUAGAAGACUUUGAGAAGAUUGUGGCCCAGAUGAAACAUCAGCUUCAAGACACUGAAUAUCGAAGACUCCAACAAGUCAGGGAUCAAGAAAUGAAGUUUCAACAGGAGAAAACUGAACUGCAGGUCAACUGUGAGAAGAAGGUAUCUGCAAUUCAGGCGGAGGCAGAGAAGGAGAAAAUGGAGGCCAACAGGAAGAUAGCCAAACUAGAGGAAUCAUUGAGGGAGAUGGAGAGCCAGCUGGACAGAGCAAGAGAGAGCCAAAGGCAGCAGAUCCAGCAGGCAGAUAGAGCAAUGGAGCAGUUCAAGAAACAGGUGGAGCUCAGCUCUGAAAAGGUCUACACUGAGAUGAAACUCCAGAUGAAGAAGGUGGAGGAAGACCUGGUCCAUUCCAAGUCCUUAAGGGAGAACCAGGCCAAAGAGUUUUCUCAACAACUCGAUGCCCUCAGAGAGAAAUAUGAGCAGCAGAUGGCUGAGCAGCGCUCGCAGCACGAGCAAGAGAGAACGCGGCUACAACAACAGCACAAAGCGGAAAAGGACACCAUGGUCCAGGAACACCAGCGGGAGGUGAGCGGCGUGGAAAGCCAGGCCAGGGCCGCCCUGCAACAACACCAGCAGCACUCGCAGGAAUGGAGGAAGCGCGAUGCCCAGACAAUCUCAGAGUUGGAGGCCCUGGUGGAAGGUCUACGUGAGGAACUCCAGGACGUCCGCAGGAACCAUAAGCAGCAGCUGACUGAGCUGGCAUCGCUCCAUGAAGAGGAAAGACGAAGAGCAGUGUUGGACAAGGAGACCUCGCUGGACCAGCUCCGGUCUGACAUGGAACGCAUUCGUAGUGACCUUGAGAGAAGUCACCAGCAAGAGAAGAACGCCACUUUGGAGAAGACCAACAGCAGGAUGAAGCAGAUUGAGAAGGAGUACAGUCAGAAGCUCACCAAGUCUGCCCAGCUUAUUGCAGAGCUGCAGACGUCCGUAUGCGACUCAAAGGAGGAGGCGCUUCGGACAAAGCAGGCAAUGGAGAAGCAGCUAAAGGAGGCCAACGCUCGCUGGGACGAAGAGAGAAGAAGAAUUACCCAUCAUGCCGAUCAGACCAACAAGAUGCUUCAGGAAAAGCUGGAAAGUCUCCAGAGGCAGCUGCACAGCACAGAGAAGAAGCUGCUUAGCAAAGAGCUGGAGACUGAGGAGAAGGUGACCAUGGUGCAUCAGGAGUAUGAGGGGAAGAUCAAAGGUUUGAUGCCAGCUGAAGUCAGGCAGGAACUUGAGGACACUAUCACCUCUUUGAAAGCUCAGGUCAGUUUCCUCCAGAAGACGGCCUCUUUGCUACAGGAAGAGCUGAAUGCCUGCCGCAGCAGGAGGUCGGUGUGAUGGCUUGGACUGUACAGAAACGUAACGAUGAAGGAGCUUCAGCCUGACCUGGAGCGGGACAUGAAGGACCAAACUUCUCAUCCAGUGAGAAGAUUACUGGCUAGUAUAAGUACUUAACACUCCCAAUGCAAGAAAAAGUCACCCUGAAGUUCAAUCUUAUGUGUUUCCACUGUCAGUUUUUAUAUUUUUAUUUUCAAAGAUAUUUAUUUACUUCAUGCUGGUUCCAUGUUCAAAUGUGUUUUGAAACCUUCACUUUAACGUUGUGACUGUUAAUGUGCACUCACCUGCCAAAAAGUACUCACAUCUUCUGCCAUAGAUUCUCCUUUUGCAAAAUGAUAAAUAUUCUGUUAUUAAGAUUUUGAUGCCUAACUGGAGAUAUUAGAUUCAAGUGGCCAGUGAGCGUAUGCACACAAAAGUUGUCAUGUAUUCAUAAAUCCAUGUUGUUUUUUUUUAAUAAAUAACUUUCCAUCAU
Messenger RNA from Oryzias latipes (Japanese medaka), 3289 nucleotides. It is a transcript of the gene cep112, whose product is annotated as centrosomal protein 112. Lineage: Eukaryota; Metazoa; Chordata; Actinopteri; Beloniformes; Adrianichthyidae. The record is from RefSeq and is a predicted model, not a curated record.